GUAAUUAUUAAUCUUUAAUCUAAUAACGUCACGUGUUCUGUACAGAAGUUCGUAACGUUUCAGUACACACUAAUUUUUUUAUACAGUGGAGAGAUAAUUAGGCGCAAAUUUUGUUAUGGAGCUAACACGCAGUGAUUAUUGAAUGCUUUCAGAACGGAGGCACUCACAUAGGGCCUGUCUCAAUAUCCACACUUGAUCACUUGUCUAAUUAAAUGACGUGUCUCCUGUGUUUGGACCAAGUGUUCGAGUGGACAUGAAGAGCGUGUACAACUUUUGAUUACCCGAUUGGACACACUAUAUCAGAAUUGUAUUUAUGUGAAUGUAAGAAGAUGGUAUUGAAAGAGAUUCCAACAGACAACUUCACUCGCCCUUUGGGCCGGAACGAGGUCAUAGGUUUACUCUUUCGCCUCACAAUAUUUGGUGCUGUCACAUAUUUUACAAUAAAGUGGAUGGUGGAUGCUAUUGAUCCAACAAGAAAACAGAAAGUUGAGGCACAAAAACAGGCAGAGAAACUCAUGCGGCAGAUUGGAGUGCAGAAUGUGAAGCUUUCUGAAUAUGAAAUGAGCAUUGCAGCUCAUCUUGUGGAUCCACUGACUAUGCAGAUUACAUGGCAUGACAUUGCAGGUCUGGAUGAAGUCAUAACUGAACUGAAAGACACAGUUAUACUUCCGAUCCAGAAGAGACAUCUGUUUGAAGGAUCCAGGCUUCUUCAGCCACCCAAAGGUGUGUUGCUGUAUGGGCCUCCAGGCUGUGGGAAAACUCUUAUAGCCAAAGCUACUGCCAAAGAGGCUGGAUUCCGCUUCAUUAACCUGCAGCCUUCCACUCUCACUGACAAAUGGUACGGGGAAUCCCAGAAACUAGCUGCAGCUGUCUUUUCACUGGCCAUCAAGCUACAGCCCUCUAUUAUCUUCAUCGAUGAGAUCGAUUCCUUUUUGAGGAGUCGCUCAAGUUCAGAUCAUGAGGCCACCGCUAUGAUGAAGGCUCAGUUCAUGAGCUUAUGGGACGGACUGGAUACUGACUACAACUGCCAGGUCAUAAUAAUGGGAGCCACCAAUCGGCCACAAGAUCUUGAUUCUGCUAUACUCCGAAGGAUGCCCACAAGAUUCCACGUCAAUCAGCCUAAUGUCAAGCAGAGGAAUGACAUUUUGAAACUUAUCCUGAAGAAUGAGAAUGUGGAGACUGCUGUGGACUUUGGUGAAAUUGCAAAACAGACCGAAGGGUUCUCAGGAAGUGACCUCAGAGAGAUGUGCCGAGAUGCUGCUCUGCUUUGUGUGCGUGACUUCGUGCACCAAGAAAGUCCAGAUGAAGACUUCAUCCGUCCCAUCAGGCAUGAAGACUUGCAGAGGGCAAUUGGGAAGAUGAGGAAGUCCAAAUCUGCAGGAAUGCAAGAGGCGUUUAUGCAUGUACCACUGGACUGAAAUGUGAUGCUGCUGUUUUAAAAGAACAAGAAGCUAGAUUUGGUCUGUUUUUUUCUUAUUUGUGGCAUAUCGUCAUGUUUUGCAAGAGGGGGAACUCAGGUUUUUUCUCUAAUCAUCAGUUUUUUUGCACUGUAAUUUCCAUACUGUAUUUGCCACUCAAUCAAUGAGCCUUAUUAAAAAAAAUAAUAAUAAUAAUUUCAUGGGUACAAUCAUUCUUAAGUAAAUUGUCACUUCAAUGGGACAGUUUAUGAAAGAAUGAACGAUUUACAUAAAAUUCAUUUUGCUUGUGUUUCAAGAAUAAGGCCCAUUGUGUUUGUCUUCAUAGCUUUGGUUUGUGUGGUUUUGCUUGUUCUAUAAAACCCUGUGAGAGGUUUGUGAAGAUGGGAAACAGUGUAGUUACUAUUUCCAGUUAUGUAUAAGGCACGUACUUCCCCUGCAAUAAUUAUUUUUUACAAUCCCAACAAUAUGUAACAAUUUAGCUGAUUUGUGAGCACAAAAAACUUUUUUAACAUGAUUUUAACUCCAAACAACUUGUUUCCCCAGCGAGUGAAUGAUUUGAUUGAGGUGCAUUUACAGAUUUAUAAGCCAUUUAUAUUGAUUAAAAUGUCUAAGUGUUUUAUUUAACCCAAAGUAGAGGUUAUGUGAUGACCUGCUGUAAAGAUAUUUAUUUGUAAAACAUUAAAUAUGCUUGCACAGAAUAUUUGGGGCCAGUGCCAAGCCGUAACUGUAAA
This is a messenger RNA of Cyprinus carpio (common carp), 2149 nucleotides long. Its product is annotated as outer mitochondrial transmembrane helix translocase-like. The transcript has 10 exons. NCBI's taxonomy places the organism in Eukaryota, Metazoa, Chordata, Actinopteri, Cypriniformes, Cyprinidae. Bases 330 to 1418 code for a protein of 362 amino acids. The record is from RefSeq and is a predicted model, not a curated record. Gene Ontology annotation, molecular function: ATP binding; ATP hydrolysis activity. Gene Ontology annotation, cellular component: mitochondrial outer membrane.